GCCAUGGACAUAGAGUCCACCAAACUCGACGUGGACGACGACGUGUCACCCAUCGAAGAGGUCCGCUUAACGGUCUCGAACGAAGACGACCCGACCCUUCCAGUAUGGACCUUCCGGAUGUGGACCUUAGGGAUCCUCUCCUGCGUCCUUCUCUCCUUCCUCAACACCUUCUUCUCCUACCGCACCGAGCCCCUGAUCAUCACCAUGAUCACCGUACAGGUGGCGACACUGCCCAUCGGACGGUUCAUGGCUAGGGUACUGCCCACUAGGAAGUUUUCGAUCGGGUCGAUGGAGUUCUCGCUCAACCCGGGUCCGUUUAACAAGAAGGAGCACGUGCUGAUAUCCAUAUUUGCCAACGCCGGAUCCGGGUUCGGAGGCGGAACGGCUUAUGCUGUUGGCAUUGUCGAUAUAAUCAAGGCAUUUUAUCACAGGAAGAUAUCGUUCUUGGCCAGUUGGCUUCUGGUCAAUACCACACAGGCAUUGGGGUAUGGGUGGGCUGGAAUUCUCCGAAAGUACGUGGUGGAUCCGGGAGAGAUGUGGUGGCCCUCUAGUGUAGUUCAGGUCAACUUGUUCGAUGCCCUACACGAGAAAGACAACAAGCGAAUGUCCAGAGCGAAAUUCUUCUUAAUUGCAUUCAUAUGCAGCUUCUCUUGGUAUGUUGUCCCAGGCUACCUUUUCCCAACUAUAUCAACCAUUUCAUGGAUUUGUUGGAUAUACCCCAAGUCAGUAACAGUGCAACAAAUUGCAUCCGGCAUGCGUGGACUUGGUGUUGGUGCAUUGUCUCUCGACUGGUCUGUUGUAGCCUCGUACCUUCAAAGCCCUUUGAUUAGCCCUUUCUUUGCCACUGUCAAUGUUGCAGUUGGCUAUGUUGCUUUCAUGUUUGUGAUACUGCCAAUUGCCUACUGGGGAGUCAAUUUAUACAAUGCCAAGAACUUCCCAAUCUUCUCUUCCCAUUUGUUUGAUGCCCAAGGUCAAGUAUAUAACACUUCAGCAAUUGUGAAUGACAAAUUUCAAAUUGACAUGCCGGCGUAUGAAAAACAAGGACGUGUAAACUUAAGUGUGUUUUUUGCUCUGACAUAUGGUAUUGGCUUUGCGGCCAUUAUAUCAACCCUCACUCACGUGGCCCUCUUCAAUGGAAGGGAGAUAUAUGAACAAUUUCGAGCAUCGAAGAAGGAUGGAAAGGUAGACAUACACACCAAAUUGAUGAGGAAAUACAAGGACAUACCUAACUGGUGGUUUCAUCUUACUCUUUUGGUGUCAUUUGGAAUCGCUCUGGCACUAUGCAUUUUCAUGAAAGAUGAGAUUCCGAUGCCGUGGUGGGUACUCAUUUUCGCUGCAGUCCUUGCAUUAAUUUUCACUCUUCCGGUCAGCAUUAUUACCGCCACAACAAAUCAGACGCCGGGACUAAACAUUAUCACAGAGUACAUCAUGGGAUUGAUUUUACCCGGAAAACCGAUUCUUAAUGUAUGCUUCAAAACCUAUGGUUAUAUUAGCAUGAGUCAGGCAAUUUCCUUUCUCAAUGAUUUCAAGCUUGGCCAUUACAUGAAGAUUCCGCCCAGAUCAAUGUUUUUAGUUCAGUUGAUAGGAACUAUUAUAGCUGGAACAGUCAAUAUCGGGGUUGCAUGGUGGCUGUUAUCUACUGUGGAAAACAUAUGUCAAGAUCAAUUACUCCCUCCUAAUAGUCCUUGGACUUGUCCUGGUGAUCGCGUCUUCUUUGAUGCAUCUGUCGUUUGGGGUCUUGUCGGUCCAAAGCGGAUAUUUGGACCUCUCGGAAACUACCAAGCACUCAACUGGUUCUUCCUUAUAGGUGCAUUUGGACCACUCUUGGUAUGGUUGUUGCACAGAGCUUUUCCCAGUUAUAAAUGGAUUGGACUUAUCAACCUUCCAGUGCUUUUGAAUGCAACAGCUGCAAUGCCACCGGCUACAUCAGUAAACUUCAAUUGCUGGAUUGUUAUUGGAACUAUUUUUGGCUACUACAUCUUUAGAUAUAGAACAGCAUGGUGGCAGAGGUACAAUUAUGUUCUUUCGGCUGCCUUAGAUGCUGGAUUGGCUUGCAUGGCGGUGCUCUUAUACUUCACAUUAACCAUGAACGGGAAGAGCAUAUCUUGGUGGGGUGCAGAUGGUGAACACUGUGAAUUGGCUUCAUGUCCCACAGCCAAAGGAAUCGUUGUUGAUGGUUGUCCUGUCUUCUAA
Molecule: messenger RNA, 2193 nt
Organism: Rosa rugosa (rugosa rose)
Lineage: Eukaryota; Viridiplantae; Streptophyta; Magnoliopsida; Rosales; Rosaceae
Product: oligopeptide transporter 2-like
Exons: 6
Coding region: 4-2193 (729 amino acids)
Biological process (GO): transmembrane transport
Molecular function (GO): oligopeptide transmembrane transporter activity
Source: RefSeq, a predicted model, not a curated record